Messenger RNA from Cyprinus carpio (common carp), 2907 nucleotides. RefSeq names its product calcium homeostasis modulator 1-like. Gene Ontology annotation, molecular function: monoatomic cation channel activity. NCBI's taxonomy places the organism in Eukaryota, Metazoa, Chordata, Actinopteri, Cypriniformes, Cyprinidae. The record is from RefSeq and is a predicted model, not a curated record.
UCUGCUCCAGCAGUCUUGCUCUCUUUUCUCUCUGCCAAGAUAGAAUACGUCUUUGAUAAUCACAAUAAGAUUUAUCAUUUAUUAUUGCUCAACUGCACUAAUUUGAUCUAUUAUUUUGCUUUUAAAGGUGAACUGACUUUUUAAAAAUGGAUAAGUUUCGAAUUAUGGUCCAGUUCCUGCAAGCCAACCAAGAGUCGUUCAUGAAUGGCAUCUGUGGGAUCAUGGCUCUGGCAAGUGCUCAGAUGUAUUCCUCUUUUGAGUUCACCUGUCCUUGUCUUCCAGACUACAAUUAUGCGUAUGGAAUCGGCAUUCUAAUUGUUCCGCCAAUAUGGUUCUUUUUACUUGGCUAUGUACUUAACAACAACAUAUCAGUGUUAACCGAGGAAUGGAAGAGACCGGUUGGAAAACGCAGGAAGGAUCCGGCGGUUUUGCGCUACAUGUUCAGCUCCAUGACGCAGCGCGCUCUCAUCGCUCCGGCUGUAUGGGUAGCCGUGACUUUAAUGGAUGGCAAGAGUUUUUUGUGUGCUUUCAGCGCCACGGCGGAUUUAUCUGAGUUCCUCAACGAGACCUAUCCAAGCUUAUCCAAAAAGGAGCUUCUGAAAUUACAGGCAAGGAUUCCAUGCAUAGACGUAUUUGAUGGCAAUGAGAUUAUUUCCAGAGAAGCGGCCACUAGGUACAUUCGCUGCUUGUCACAGGCCUGUGGAUGGACCUUUUUAAUGGUAAUAACUAUAGCAGCCUUCUUGAUAAGGGCGAUAAGACCUUGUUUUACACAAGCCGCUUUUCUUAAAACCAAAUAUUGGUCGCACUACAUUGAUACAGAGCGCAAACUAUUCGACGAAACAUGCAAAGAGCACGCCAAGAGCUUUGCUAAGGUCUGCAUACAGCAAUACUUCGAGAGUAUCAGUGGUGAAAUUGUUCCACAGUUCCAGCUACCUACAAAGAAAAAGAAAGGCAACAAAGAUGAUGAUGGGGAAAAACAGAAGAGUGACGAGGAGAAGCUUCUUGGAAUCCGUAAAGAAGAAGACAUGAAUAAAGUGCUGUGGAACUGGCAUACAUGUAAACCCCCACUAUUUCUGAACAAACACGCUGAAUAUAUGAAUAUGAAUGGACAUGCAUGCUUGGAUACGCUCAGCCUCUCAGAUGAGCGCUACACUCACACACCUAUGAAAAACACAGCUGUGGCAUACUACUCCAAAGUCUGACUUCAUGGUUUAAUCUUAGUCUGGUAUAGCAGUACUCACUGUCAAGAUCUCAUUUCUAUUCACUGCAUGCCAUUUCUUAUUUGAUACCCUCCUGAGACUCAGUAGUCAUUCAAUCAGUCACUGUUCUAAACGUGUUGUUUGUUACUAUAAAUAAAUGAGAACAUAAAAUAAUAGGAUAAUAUGGGCUUUUCUGUGAUAACACAAAGCAACACGCAGGUGUGACCAAUUUGACAAUAUUAAUAUAAUGAUAAUGGCGAUGUUAAUAAGGAAUGUCACUCUUAUCUAAGUUAUAGCUAAAAGUUUAAUUCAGGAAGAGUUUGUUAAUGUAAUCAGUCAUAGGAUAGGCUGUCAAAGACAUAACAGCAGCUGCUAACGUCACUCCGGAGGUUAUAUUUACAGUAUUAUCGCCUACUAAUAGCAAGUUGCUAUGGCUGCUAAAGCGAUCAAAGUAGGUUACCUACAUCAUAAAUUAUGUUUCCCAUAGUCACAGACAAUGUUAUUGUCCAACAGAAGCUGCUGCAGCAGUAUGCAACUGUAUAGCUUGCUUAGUAGGCCAGACUUUUGCGUUUACACAACCUGGUAGUCUUAAACUCUUCAGUUUAAAGCAGCAGUAUUUAUUACUAACUCAUAAUUGAUUAUGUAUGUGAUUUUAGGAUAUUUAAGGAUAUCUUAAAGCAGUGGAUUUCAGGUUCCAGGACCCUAUAGGAAGCUUCAGCAAACUAACAAGAGGGCCUCAAGAUGAAUUAAAAUGUUUUAAAAUAAGAAAAAAAAAAAAAAAAAGGAAAUUCUAAAUGUCAUUAUUUAAAUUUGGAACUAGGCCUAGUUACUUGUUUUAUGUAUGAACACUAUCCCAAUUUCUGUAAACUGGCUUUGAAUAUAAUUUUGGACAGUGGAUGUAGUCAUAAAGGUUAAGAACCUCACUUCAGAACUCAUUUACUCUCCUGUGGCCUGUCAUGGGGAAUCUGUUUCAUGUCAUUGUGGUGAUGAUCUCUUCAUUCCAAGAUGCUCUGUGCACUUCAAUGUUCCUUAUUUUGUAUGUCUCUUUAAUUAAACACACCUAGUUUAAUUCCAAGACCUGCGAAAGGAGUGUCAGAUAAUUGAGACAAAAAAUGAACUGUAACCACUGGCAUAUCCAUUCUUACUGGGUCUCUCUCAGGAGGCAUUUUGAACAAUACUUUGGACGACAUUUAUAUGUAGAGAGAGAAAAAUAUUUUUUUUUUUUUGUCUGAUCUUUCUCAUUUACUUUAGCCCAACCUGUUUAAGUUAAAUGCUUGUUAGUUCCACUGGGGCUGAAACCAGAUUGUAAUUGCCAUCGGUGAUUCACUGCUGUAUGUACAUAACAGACAGAGCGAGGGAAUGAUCUCACUUCUUGACCACAACAAAUACAGUGACAUACAGACAGGUUUUUGUUUGGUUUUUACGAUCUGCUUCAGCUUGUACAUAUUUUUUAAACUUUGUGGAUGUUCAGCAAGACCAUUUGUACUCCCUGGCGAUCAAAUGUAAGUCUUCAUUUUUAGAAAUGUUUCGAUUUUUCAGUUGAUAUUUGGUUUUUGGUAAUUAAUUUGAGUGGCACAUAGAGGCUUGAGGAAACUGCCCAAUUAAUUGUUUUUAUAUGAACUGAAUGUACGACUACAUCAUUAAUUUAGAAAUUGUAUAAUGAAACUGUUUUUGUUUUGCCCCUCUUUUUAUGUUUAACUGUGUCAAC